GAAUUGUUAAUUCUUUAUGAGGAAAUAAAGUUCUUUAAACCUAACCUAGACCCAAACAGUUAUUAGUGGCCUUCUUCGUAAGAGCAAUAGUCACGCAUCUUGACUCAAUUUAAGUCCAAGUGCAUUGCAAAUAGCGGGCAUCUUACCCCGCACUUUACAAUUUGAUUUUUCCAUAUAUGAGAUACUAGUGAUCCGCCCCGGCUUCGCACGGGUAGCAUUUAUACAUAUAAAACAUCUAAGCAAACAUAGACAUAUGAACAGACGUGGGAAAGCGACAUUGCUUUAUACUAUGUAGUCGAUAGGACUAAUAUAUCGAUUAUCGACUACGUAUGUACCACUAUCAAAACGAACUGUGACGAUGUUGAAGUUGACGUUUGGAUAUUAGUGUCUUGUCUUGUUUUGUUUGUGAAGGUUUAUUCUAUAUUAUUUUCCAUAUUUUUUUUUAAUUUUGAACGUGGUUUGAUAAAAUGAAGCUAUUUUUAUAAGUUCCUAUCAUUUAAUUGAUAUUUCGAGAUUUUCAUAAAGUUAAUAAGGUAGGUUAGGUGUGUGUUUCUAUUCCGAGAAAAACUAAUCCAGGAAUAUACAACUAAAAUGGGACCGCCAAAGAAAUUUAAAAAAUAUGACUCGAAACCAGGAAGUGAUAGAUCAAGUAAAAAGAAAAAAGUUGAAGAUGAUAAUAUGACAAUAGAUUUGGUUGAAGAUGAUAACACAGAGAAUGUUGGAGUGCCAGGGGCAGCCAUGCAAGAUGCUGAAAAAAAUGAUCAACAAGUCCCUGAAGAUGAAUUUGGAGCUAAAGAUUAUAGGAAUCAGAUGACACUAAAGCCUGACAAUGCGAGCCGGCCUCUCUGGGUGGCUCCAAAUGGCCAUAUUUUUUUGGAAGCCUUCUCACCAGUCUACAAACACGCACAUGACUUCCUAAUUGCUAUUUCUGAACCAGUCUGCAGGCCACAACAUAUUCAUGAGUACAAGCUGACUGCAUACAGUUUAUAUGCGGCGGUGUCUGUGGGCCUCCAAACUGCAGACAUCAUUGAAUAUCUCCAAAGGUUGAGCAAGUGCGCCGUGCCUGCGGGAAUCAUAGAGUUCAUAACAUUGUGCACAUUGUCUUACGGAAAAGUGAAGCUUGUUCUUAAACACAACAGAUAUUUAGUAGAGAGCAAGCACGUAGAAGUGCUUCAAAAAUUGCUGAAAGAUCCGGUGAUACAACAAUGUCGGCUGCGGCGAGACGGAGACGACGAUCUGUUGGCGUCCGCGCUUCCUAACAAACCUGCCACAACCGCAACUAAAACUAGCGAGGACAAGCCAGCAGCCGCGAACGGCAGCGUCCCCGACGACAUCAGCCAGUUCUACCAGCAGCUGGACAAGGACGACGACGAGGACGAGGUCACUGACAUCUCGUCCAACACCGCCGUGGCCUUCGAAGUUGACCCCGACAAGAUUGAGGUGAUACAAAAACGAUGUAUCGAGUUAGAGCAUCCUCUGCUGGCCGAGUACGAUUUCCGCAAUGACUCGGUGAACCCCGACAUAAACAUUGACCUGAAGCCUACGGCGGUGCUACGGCCCUACCAGGAAAAGAGUUUGAGAAAAAUGUUCGGCAACGGACGUGCGAGGUCCGGUGUGAUAGUGUUGCCGUGCGGCGCGGGCAAGUCUCUGGUCGGCGUGACGGCCGUGUGCACGGUGCGGAAGCGAGCGCUCGUGCUGUGCAACUCCGGCGUCUCCGUGGAACAGUGGAAGCAGCAGUUCAAGUGCUGGUCCACCGCCGAUGACAGCUGCAUCUGCCGGUUCACAUCAGAAGCGAAAGACAAGCCAAUGGGCGCGGGCAUCCUCAUCACCACUUACUCCAUGAUCACUCACGGGCAGCGGCGCUCGUGGGAGGCCGAGCAGACCAUGAAGUGGCUGCAGGCGCAGGAGUGGGGGCUGGUGGUGCUGGACGAGGUGCACACGAUCCCCGCCAAGAUGUUCCGCCGGGUGCUCACCAUCGUGCACUCGCAUGCCAAGCUGGGUUUAACAGCCACACUGCUGCGCGAAGACGACAAGAUAGCGGACCUGAACUUCCUGAUCGGGCCCAAGCUGUACGAGGCCAACUGGCUGGAGCUGGAGCGCGCCGGCUACAUCGCGCGCGUGCAGUGCGCCGAGGUGUGGAGCCCCAUGACGCCCGAGUUCUACCGGGAGUACCUCAUACAGAAAAUAAACAAAAAAAUGUUGUUAUACGUGAUGAACCCGUCCAAAUUCCGCGCGUGCCAAUUCCUAGUGCGCUACCACGAGAAACGGGGAGACAAAACUAUAGUUUUCUCCGACAACGUGUUCGCGUUACGACAUUACGCCGUCAAGAUGAACAAACCCUAUAUUUAUGGACCCACGUCGCAAAACGAGAGAAUACAAAUCUUGCAAAACUUCAAGUUCAAUCCGAAAGUGAACACGAUAUUUGUCAGCAAAGUCGCGGACACGAGCUUCGAUUUGCCAGAAGCGAAUGUCUUGAUACAGAUCUCGUCGCAUGGCGGCUCGAGAAGGCAGGAGGCGCAACGGUUGGGUCGUAUUUUGCGUGCGAAGAAAGGCGCCCUAGCAGAAGAGUACAACGCUUUCUUCUAUACGCUCGUAUCCCAAGACACUCUCGAGAUGGCCUACAGCAGGAAAAGACAGCGUUUCUUGGUCAACCAGGGGUACAGUUAUAAAGUUAUUACAGAACUGAAAGGCAUGGAUCAAGAACCAGAUUUAUUUUAUGGUACUCGUGAGGAGCAAGGAAUGUUGCUGCAGCAAGUGCUGGCGGCAUCGGAGACGGAGUGCGAGGACGAGCGCGAGCCGGGCGCGGGCGGCGCGGGCGGCGCGCGGCGCGGCGCGGGCGCGCUGUCGUCGCUGGCGGGCGCCGACGACGCGCUCUACUUGGAGCACCGCCGCAACGCGCAGCACAACAAGCAUCCGCUCUUCAAGAAGUUCCGAUACUAACUGGCUGGUUGCGGUGCGCGGUGAUGAUGAGUUCAAAAAAAGAAUUAAAACUACGGACGAGAAUGGUAUACCGGAGUGGGCGAUAGUAGAGCUUCAAGGCCUCAUCCAGUUGAAGAAGGAGAACCCGUCGGGAGUAACGGUGGCCGGAGACUUGCACUACUUCAACAGAAACGGCC
Molecule: messenger RNA, 3116 nt
Organism: Amyelois transitella
Lineage: Eukaryota; Metazoa; Arthropoda; Insecta; Lepidoptera; Pyralidae
Gene: hay
Product: general transcription and DNA repair factor IIH helicase subunit XPB
Exons: 16
Coding region: 592-2940 (782 amino acids)
Biological process (GO): transcription initiation at RNA polymerase II promoter; nucleotide-excision repair
Cellular component (GO): nucleotide-excision repair factor 3 complex; transcription preinitiation complex; transcription factor TFIIH holo complex
Molecular function (GO): 3'-5' DNA helicase activity; hydrolase activity; DNA binding
Source: RefSeq, a predicted model, not a curated record